Messenger RNA from Onthophagus taurus, 2004 nucleotides. RefSeq names its product chromatin licensing and DNA replication factor double parked (gene dup). Gene Ontology annotation, biological process: DNA replication checkpoint signaling; regulation of DNA-templated DNA replication initiation; mitotic cell cycle. NCBI's taxonomy places the organism in Eukaryota, Metazoa, Arthropoda, Insecta, Coleoptera, Scarabaeidae. Gene Ontology annotation, molecular function: DNA binding; DNA polymerase binding. Gene Ontology annotation, cellular component: nucleus. The record is from RefSeq and is a predicted model, not a curated record.
CGUACUUAAGUUUCGGAGGGAAUUGUAACGGUUUUUUGGUUAGUUAAACGUUAAAGGGACGUGUUAAGCGACAUUUUAUAUUUUACAAGAAAAUAAUGUCUCAGCCUUCGGUUGCAAGUUAUUUUAAUACGCGUAAACGCCAAGCCGCGAUCGAUUCCUUAAAACAAACAACCCCGAAAAAGGUGUUAAUUCUUGAUCAAAACGAAACGGAAAUUAAUAAACAGCAUUUAAAGGGACACCAUGAUGAACCAAAAAUCAUCGUAGUCAAAGAAACAACUAAAAUCACCAAAAAGGGGCAACGAACCACACAAAGAACCCGUAAAAAAGAUGAUUCCAUUUCAAAUCAACCCGAUAUUAAACAAUUUGUGCAAAAUAUUUGUGAAAAAACCGAAAUUAAAGCGGUUGUUGAUCGCGAAGCGGAGCUUAAAACACCUCCGGGUAGUCCUGUAAUUAUAAACGCGAUGGAUAAAGUUAAAGUAACAGGAAAAGAGAUUAAUUUUAACGAGAUUAAGCAGAAAUUAUCGAGGAGUUCUCGUUUGGCGGAGUUAAAAGCGUCAUUGAGCAAAUUUAAGGAGAAAGAUGCUAAAUUAAAGGAAAUCGAGAAGAAAAAUGAGAAGAAUGAGGUUCAUUUAAACUUAAAGGAGUUCAAAAAAAUCGAAUUGGAAGUUUGUUUGAGCCCAACGAAAACUUUGUCGCCACAAAAACAAUAUUUGAGCCCCAAAAAAGAUACUACAGCGCGUAAAAACCUUUUAAAUCUUCUUUCACCGACGAGAAACGCCGUUGCUUUACCCCCAAGUCCGCUUAAAUCAGAGAAAGAAGAAUCAUUAAGCGAAUCGUUUACUUUACCCUUUAAAUAUAAGUGCUUAUUAGAAAUAUUUAGAGGAAUUGAUAUUGCUUGCCAAAUAUUAUUUAAUCGCAAAGAAACAAUCACAUUUAGAAAGUUAAAAUCAGCUGUGGAAGAAAUGUUGAAAAGGAAUUUGUUUGAAAGGCAUUUAGCACAAAUUGCGACGAUUUAUCCGAAAGCGUUUAGUUUCGUUCAAGAAAAACUUCGAGUUUUUGGUUUGGGUGUUAAAGAGAAUCGAUGGGAAUUGGUUGUAAAGCCGGGGGUUGAAGAAAAUAUGUCUUCUGAUGUUUUAUUAGAAAGGAGGAGGAAAUUUAAUCGAUUAUUAAUUGAAAAAGUCCAUCAGUAUCAUGAUGAAUUCUUAAAAUCUGUUGGAUUGAACAUAAAUAAAGAAAAAUUGAAGCGAUGGCACCCCGAAUUUAGUUUAGAAACUGUCCCUGAUAUCGAAUGUGAAAAAUUACCAGAACCCCCCCAAGAAAAUAAAGUAACAACCGGAAAAGAAGUCCUUGAGAAAGCAAAAGAUUUAUUUAAAUGUAACUCUCGAAUGGAAGCAGCCUUACAAAGAUUAUCUGCUCGAGAAACCAAACAGGUUGAGAUUAAAACACCAUCAGAAGAUAUUAAAAAUCCACUUUUAAAAGGAAUUCCAAAAGCUAUCCUAGAAAAAGUGAGACAAAAACAAGCUGCCAAAGCUUUGGAGAAUAUGACUCGAUCAACUGCCAAAGACAAAGAGGUUCAAAUUUAUAAAAAAUUACCGGAAAUUGCGAGAUUAACUCGAAACAUUUUUGUUUCUGAGCGCAAAAACGUUCUUCCUUUAGAGGUUGUUGUCGAAAAGUUAGGAAAUAGUUGUAGGACUUUUAAUACUAAAACUGAUCUUGAGGGUCACCUUAAAGCUUUAACGAAAGAAAUGCCUAAUUGGCUCAUUCUCCACGAGAUGAGACAAAGCGUUUUUGUUAAAAUUUCGAAAGAUAUGGAUUUGAGUGUCGUUAUAAGUCGAUUGGAGGCGAUUACAAAGGCGAAAAUUGAAAGUUAGUGGAUGUUCUUUUUAUUGCGUCACGAAUUUCGUUUUUAAAAGAAUUAUUUUAAAUGUGUGUGGAUUUUUUAAGACUAAAUCUUGUAGAUUUUUUUUUAUAAAAUAAAUUUUUUAAUUCACUUUAUUUAAUAUA